UGAAAUUCGAUUGUAAAACUAAAUUUCAGUUAGCAAUAGUACUAUGUAACAAGUGCAAGUUAAUUUAUAAUAUUGGCUAUUCAAUUGAUUUGAGUUGCAUAAGCCUCAGUUAAAACAUCGUCCGAUUCUAUAAAGCUAUGCCAAGUUACUUUUCUAAACAUCAAUUGUUGCAUCCAACUUUUUUUCAUUCUGAGCUACUUAGUUUUCUAACAAUCCUUUAAAAGUUUAUAUUGAUUCACAUCAAGAGUGCCCGCUAAUGGCGGGAAGUUGACAAUACUUACAAAGCAGAUCAUUCAGUAUCACGUCGCUUCAAAGCAUUUCGGUUUUAAAAGAGAAAAAAAAAAAAAUAAAACAAUAUAAAAGAAUGUCAACUGAGAACAACAAACUGGGGAAUUUCUUCGGAGACCAAAAGGUCUCGGACUACAACAGAAAAAUUAUUCCACGCUGGUGGAGCGGUGGGAUAGCUGGGGCCUUUACCCAUUGUGUUGUUGCGCCUUUUGAUCUACUGGAAACUCAAAUGAUGUUUCUCAGCAAAGACAUAAGUAUGGUUGACUAUAUAAAAUUUGCAAUAAAAAAUCAUGGAUUUUUAUCGCUAUACGACGGUCUGAGUGCCCAAAUUUUACGACAGUUAUCUUAUACGACAUUACGGUUCCAUUUGUACCAAGUGGGAAAGCAGUACGUCGAUGAUUACAAUCUCUUUCACAAGGUGUAUGUGGCAAGCAUAUCUGGUCUUUUAGCGGGGACUGUCGGAAUACCAUGCGAACUGAUUAACACGCGCAUGCAUGUGGAUCGAUUACUAAAAGUGAAAUAUAGGCGAAACUAUCGAAACGUGUUUGAUGGUAUACAUACAAUAUGGCGGAAUGAGGGUUUUAGGGCGCUCUAUACGGGAGGUUUAUGUUCUUUUACUCGCGCCACACUUGUUAAUAUUGGACAGAAUGCGAUGUAUGAUCAGAGCAAAAUUAUGUAUAAGCAUUACUUUGAUUGGGACGACGAUUGUAAAAUUCUGCAUAUAACGAGCUCCCUCACUGCAGCCAUUUUGUGUGCUCCUGUGGUUCAGCCUAUUGAGAUACUUAAGACGAUGCAAAUGAAUAGAUCGGCUGGUUAUUUAACCACAACCUCUGAAAAGAUUACGUAUAUGAUGCGUUUCGGUUUCAGAGGUCUAUUUCGUGGCAUUACGCCGAGUCUAUUGCGCAUGAUUCCACAGACAAUUAUUAUGUUUCUUUUAUAUGAGCAGUUACGAAUUCAGUUUGGCUAUUAUGAAGAAAAGGUAGACUAGAAGUGUAAAUAAAUGUAAAAUAUUGUCGAUUUUAGCUUUAUUAUGAUUAUCUUUAGAC
Molecule: messenger RNA, 1334 nt
Organism: Drosophila hydei
Lineage: Eukaryota; Metazoa; Arthropoda; Insecta; Diptera; Drosophilidae
Product: mitochondrial dicarboxylate carrier
Exons: 4
Coding region: 365-1276 (303 amino acids)
Biological process (GO): phosphate ion transmembrane transport; succinate transmembrane transport; oxaloacetate transport
Molecular function (GO): antiporter activity; malate transmembrane transporter activity; sulfate transmembrane transporter activity
Source: RefSeq, a predicted model, not a curated record